AUGGAGAACAUAUUUUCUGGAAGGACUUUUGCGGUCACGGGUGGCUUUGCGGGCAUUGGACUAGCUGUGGUGCAAAGCUUGAUACGACUGGGAGCCAAAGUCCACGCCAUCGACAUCGCUCCAAGCGCUCCAGCCGAACUCGAAAAUCACUCCAGCGUAUUUUGCACGCCCAAUGGCAAUGUUUCCGACAUAGCUGUCUGCAAAGCCUUUGUCGACAGCAUUCCCGGAGAUAUUCAUGGGCUGGUCAACUGUGCUGGAGUGUCUCCAUUCGAGGACAAGCUUGCUUCCUACGACUUAUAUCGACAAAUCAUGGAAAUAAACGUCACUGGUACGUGGGCCAUGGCCACUGAGGUGAUACGCCGCAUGCUUGAGCAAGAGCAGCUUCAAUGCGCGGCAGGGUGUGGCAUAUUCACCACGGCGGAGAAGUCACUCGGUCAAGGUUCGAUCAUCAACGUCUCGAGCGGUGGAGGCUUCAGAGGCAUACCGACCAAGGCAGUCUAUUGCGCCAGCAUGACCAACACAACUCUACUAAACAAUGUUGCUCAAGGAGAGGAAGCUCGUGAAAAGUUCAUCAACACGGCCAAGGGUAGGAUCCCUAUGGGCAGGUUGGCGGAGCCGACAGACAUUGCCGAUUGUAUAGUUUUCCUCCUCUCUGACGCCGCGAGCUUUAUAACCGGUCAGGUAUUACCAGUCAAUGGUGGAACUGACUGA
Messenger RNA from Exophiala bonariae, 711 nucleotides. RefSeq lists its product as uncharacterized. The transcript is spliced from 3 exons. The record is from RefSeq and is a predicted model, not a curated record. The coding region runs from base 1 to 711 and encodes 236 amino acids. NCBI's taxonomy places the organism in Eukaryota, Fungi, Ascomycota, Eurotiomycetes, Chaetothyriales, Herpotrichiellaceae. Gene Ontology annotation, molecular function: oxidoreductase activity, acting on the CH-OH group of donors, NAD or NADP as acceptor.